Molecule: messenger RNA, 321 nt
Organism: Pseudovirgaria hyperparasitica
Lineage: Eukaryota; Fungi; Ascomycota; Dothideomycetes; Acrospermales; Acrospermaceae
Product: glutaredoxin 2
Exons: 2
Coding region: 1-321 (106 amino acids)
Source: RefSeq, a predicted model, not a curated record
AUGAAGCCAACGUUUAGACUGCUUCAGCAUGCAUGUCGUAUUACUCUCUUCACGAGACCCAAUUGCUCUCUCUGCGACGAUGCAAAGUCAGUCCUGUCGCGUCUCUGGGACAAGAGACCAUUCGAGUAUCAAGAGAUUGAGAUCUUGAAGCCGGGAGCAGAGAAAUGGAAGGCCGUGUACGAGUUUGACACGCCGGUGAUGCACAUCAUGAAGGCAGAGGGGACUGUUGCGGAAACGCCUGUGAACGCUGCACAGAAGCUUAUGCACCGCUUCAAGGAAGCUGAAGUCGAAAAGGUCAUGGAUGUUGUGGAAGCUCAGUAG